This is a messenger RNA of Drosophila obscura, 3206 nucleotides long. RefSeq names its product glutamyl aminopeptidase. Lineage: Eukaryota; Metazoa; Arthropoda; Insecta; Diptera; Drosophilidae. The transcript has 7 exons. The record is from RefSeq and is a predicted model, not a curated record. Gene Ontology annotation, biological process: peptide catabolic process; proteolysis. Gene Ontology annotation, cellular component: cytoplasm. Gene Ontology annotation, molecular function: peptide binding; metalloaminopeptidase activity; zinc ion binding. Bases 62 to 3022 code for a protein of 986 amino acids.
GGCUGGGCUUAGUAGCGCUUUGGAUGCGGCCCGUGCUGGAUUAGCGGCAGAAGGAUUGAGCAUGAUUAUCACCGCGAAAUUGGUGGCCAUCGGGCUGUGUCUGGCCCUCACGGCCUUCUCCGUUUCCACCAUUGUCCUGGCCGUACAAAAGUCCAGUCUGAAGAACGAGCUACGCGAGGCGCGCGAGAAACUUGAUAUGCUGGAGGCGGGCCAGCAAACGACUACAACCAGCACUGUGGCUCCUCCUGCGAGCACGGGAACACCCUCAGCCACGGAUCCCUCGAGCCCCACUGCAGCCCCGCCUGGCACCACUGCAGUCCCCCCUGGCACCACCAUAGAACCAGGCACCACAGCAGAACCAGGCAACACCACCCCCGCGCCGGAAGAGAAGAUUGACUAUCGCCUGCCCACCCGCCUGGAGCCCACCCACUACGACCUGUAUCUGUUCCCCAAUGUGGAGACGGGAGUGUUCGAUGGCCAGGAGACGAUCACCCUGACCGUGCACGAGGCAACCGAUGAGAUUGUGCUGCACUCCCUCAACCUCAACAUUUCGAGCGUGUCUGUGCUCAGGCCGGACUUCUCGAGCGUGGAUGUCGCGGAGAUCAGCUUCGAUGCGGUGCGGGAGUUUCUGGUGCUGCAGCUGGCGGAGGAGCUGAGUGCGGGCACUGAGGUGAACCUGCAUCUGGGAUUCGCGGGCUCCAUGGUGAACAAGAUCGUGGGGCUGUACAGUUCGUCGUAUGUGAAGGCGGACGAGAGCCGCAAGUUGAUUGCGACGUCCAAGUUUGAGCCGACCUAUGCCCGGCAGGCGUUCCCCUGCUUCGACGAGCCUGCGCUGAAGGCCACCUUCCAGAUAACCCUGGUGCAUCCCGUGGAGGGCGACUACCAUGCCCUGUCCAACAUGAACAUCGAAUCGCAGGCCAAUCAGGGCGCUUACACCGAGGUGACCUUCGCCAAGAGCGUGCCCAUGAGCACCUACCUGGCCUGCUUCAUUGUCUCCGACUUCACCGCGAGGUUCGUUGAGGUGGACACCAAAGGCAUUGGCGAGACCUUCACAAUGGGCGUUUAUGCCACCCCCGAGCAGAUCGCCAAGGUCGACUUUGCCGUCGAGGUGGGCAAGGGCGUGAUUGAGUAUUACAUUGACUACUUCCAAAUCGAGUAUCCGCUGCCCAAGCUGGACAUGGCCGCCAUUCCCGACUUUGUGUCCGGCGCCAUGGAGCACUGGGGUCUGGUCACCUACCGCGAGACGUCUCUGCUGUACGAUGCCGAGACGAGUUCGGCGUCCAACAAGCAGCGCAUUGCCUCCGUCAUUGCCCACGAGUUUGCCCACAUGUGGUUUGGCAACUUGGUUACCAUGAAUUGGUGGAACGAUCUCUGGCUGAACGAGGGCUUUGCCAGCUUCAUUGAGUACCUUGGCGUGGAUUCAGUCUUUCCCGAAUGGAAAAUGCGGGACCAGUUCAUUGUUAGCACAUUGCAUGGGGUUCUGACCUUGGACGGUACCUUGGGCUCCCACCCCAUCAUCCAGACGGUGGAGAACCCCGACCAGAUUACGGAAAUCUUCGACAGCAUCACCUACUCCAAGGGCUCCUCGCUGGUGCGCAUGGUGGAGGACUUUCUGGGCGAGCCAACCUUCCGCCAGGCCGUGACAAACUAUCUGAACGAGUACAAGUACACAACGGCCGAGACGGCCAAUUUCUUCACCGAAAUCGAUAAGCUGGGACUGGACUACAAUGUGACCGCCAUCAUGCUGACGUGGACGGUGCAGAUGGGUCUGCCAGUUGUCACGGUCGAGAAGAUCUCCGACACUGAAUACAAAUUGACGCAGAAGCGCUUCUUGUCCAAUCCCAACGACUAUGACGCCGUUCACGUGGCCUCGGAAUUCAACUACCGCUGGUCAAUACCCAUCACAUACACCACCAGCGCCGAGGCGAGCGUGCAGCGGGUCUGGUUUUACCACGACCAGAGCGAAAUCACCAUAACUCUCCCAGCUGCCGUGCAGUGGAUCAAAUUCAACUCGGAGCAAGUGGGCUACUACCGGGUCAACUAUGACGCCGCGCUGUGGCAGUCAUUGGCCACGCAACUCGUGGCCACGCCCAGUAGCUUUAGCACCGGAGAUCGCGCCUCCCUGCUGAACGACGCCUUCGCCCUGGCCGACUCCACGCAGCUGCCGUAUGAGAUUGCCCUCGACAUGACCAAGUAUCUGGACAAGGAGGCGGACUAUGUGCCCUGGAGCGUGGCCGCCUCGAAGCUGACAUCGCUCAAGCGCACCCUCUACUACACGAACAGCUAUGUGAAGUACAAGAAGUACGCGACGGCUCUGAUCGAGCCCAUCUACACGUCCCUCACCUGGACAGUGGGCGAGGAGCACCUGAACAAUCGUCUUCGGGUAACGGCCUUGAGUGCCGCCUGCUCCCUGGGCCUGGAGUCCUGCCUCAGCGAGGUGGGAGAGCAGUUCAACAGCUGGCUGGCCACACCCGACGAACGGCCCAAGCCAGAUGUACGCGAGACCAUCUACUACUACGGCAUGCUGUCGGUGGGCGACCAGGAGAUCUGGGAGAAGGUCUGGCAGUUGUUUGUCAACGAGGCGGACGCCAGCGAGAAGUCGAAGCUGAUGUACGGCCUGGCCGCUGUGCAGGAGCCCUGGCUGCUGAAGCGCUACAUUGACCUGGCCUGGAACGAGGACUAUGUGCGCGGUCAGGACUACUUCACCUGUCUGACCUACAUUGCGGCCAAUCCCGUGGGCGAGUCCCUCGUCUGGGAAUAUGUGCGCGAGAACUGGCUCACUCUGGUGGAUCGCUUUGGGCUGAACGAGCGCUAUCUGGGCAACCUUAUACCCACGAUUACGGCUCGCUUCAGCACCCAGACGAAGCUCGAUGAGAUGGUGUACUUCUUCGAGAAGUAUCCCGAGGCAGGAGCCGGCACUGCUGCUCGUGUCCGUGCCCUGGAGACGGUGAAGAACAACAUUGUCUGGCUGGCCGAAAAUCUGGAGAGCGUCGACGCCUGGCUGGACGAACAGCAACUGUAGAUGCGAGCUGCAGUCCAUUGUCGUGGGUUCUUUUAAGUUUGUACUCAUCUAAUGGCCUGCCAUAAAGCGACCGACCAACGACCAACGCUUAACAACUGAGAAUAAAGAUAAGCUGGCCAGAGGAUUGGGGAAAAAAACACACAAAUUACAGCUCCAUAAAUAAAAUAAGCAAUUAUCCAUCCAA